UUAAAUCGAAAGGACAAAGCACACAUUUCUAUUCUCAGAGGCCUAGCCCUGCAUAACGGUACCACUGGGUUUUUGUCUGUAUGCUUCCUGUCACAGAUCAGCGUCUUUGAAGUGGUUUUAGUCUGAGCACAGAACAGCCUAUUAUUGUAGUGACCAACAAGUGAUGCUGAAGUGGAAGAAAUGAUGCACAGCGUGUAUAGCAGCCACACAACACAGGGCAAUAAAGUAUGCAAAUAUCACUCUGACCACCGUCCUUCUCACUCGCACACCAGCGGGGGACCAGUAUAUGUUACAGUUGAUGAUUGUUAAGUUGUGAAACUGUGUCCGUGUUUGAAACUAAAUAAAAAAAUCUAAAUGAUUAAAAAUAAAUAAUAAAUAGCAUAUAUAAUAAUAAUAAUAAUAAAUGAUAUAAAUCCUCAAACAUCCACCAAAGCAAGCCAUUUAUCACUGUAAUCAAUGAACCAAUAAGGGAAAGAGACAAGUCAAAUGGGAGGGACUCUACAGACGAAUUAGUAAGUCACCCUGUCACACAAACAGACAUGUCACCUAACAAGUACUUUCACAGUCAUGACGCAAAGUAGCUCAUCAUUUUCAAGGGAGAAUACUCACCAAAACCUCGACUUUUGAAAUAACUACACAAACUUUCGAAAUGAUCCGAAUCAACAACACCCAAUACGUCCACUUCCUGCAGCAGGCGGAUGCCUUACGGCGCUCAGGGUCACUCUGCGAUGCCAUCAUCUCAGUAAAGAGUCAAACCUUCAGGGCCCAUCGGCUGGUACUGGCUUGUGCCAGCAGAAGACUGGCGCAGCAGCUCGCCCAGGCGGACGCAGACAGCCCGGUCCACUGCACUCUGGAGUAUUUCUCGCCACGCACCUUCCAGCAAGUCCUGGACUUCACCUACACACAGACUCUGGAUGUGUCUUUGGACGACCUGCACUUGCUGCUGAAUGCCGCUCAGCUGUUGGAGAUGCAGCAGCUGGAGGACCAGUGCCGAAAGCAGCUGGGAAAUCUCGACCACAGAGCCGGAGAGGGUGCAAACACGAGAGACAUCACGUCUAUUAAAGCGGAAGAAAAAGAAAGUGCAGAGGACAAUGAUCAGAAGCAAAAUGGGAGUCCAGAUCAAGUGGACCGACGGCGAGAGACUCCAUCCCCGGCGGAGGAAGCAAGCGACUGCAUCGUCCUGGAAGGCCCCUCCACCCCGGAUCCUGCCAAGAACCCCAACGCCCGGCCAUCCCCGAGAAAGAUGCCCUGGCACAGAGACAGCGUGAUCACUCGUUCCGCAGUCAGCAGUCCCUAUUUGUCUUCCCCCUGGAUUUUCCCCACAAACAUGUGGAGCUCCGUGACCACGCUGAGGCGGAUGGCGGAGAACUAUCCGAGCUUAAUGGCAACUCACCCCCUCGCGACUCCAAACCAGUCCGCCACUGUAGCGUACCCGUUCUCCCUCUCCGCCCCCCACAUGUUCCCCGUCCUCGGCUCUCAUUUUCAAACCCCUGUUCAGAGCUCCAUAGUGGGUUCAAGCUUUUAUCCACAUUAUACGCAAAACCUUUGCAAUGGGCCUGCAGGUAUGGGGAGCAUUAUCAAGCAAAGCCUGUUGAAAAGAAGAAAAAUCAGCCAGCGAGAAUUUAAAGGGGUCGUUCACGCCAGUGAGCAGAGUAACCCUGAGACACCCCGUCCCAGCCGAGUGAGAGGUAAAGACUGCCAACACUGCGGGACGAGCCUCCUCGGUGCUCCAGCGCUGCGGGAGCCGGCCUCCACGCCACCAGGGGAGGCCUGUGCGGGGUGCCGGUUCUGUGGAAGAGGAGAUGUUCUGCUGCAUGAACCACAAUCCCAUCAACGAGAACGCAGAGUAGAAAAACCCUACCAAUGCCAACGCUGUCCCAAGACGUUCAGUCUGAAACAUCAACUGGACACACACCACCGAGUUCACACGGGAGAGAAGCCCUUUGAGUGUCGCCUCUGUGGGCAGCGUUCUCGCGACUACUCUGCCAUGAUCAAGCACCUGCGGACUCAUGGCGGGGCCACGCCGUACCAGUGCACAGUGUGCCUGGAGUUCUGCAAUAGCCUGGUCGCCAUGCAGAGGCACCUGAAGGGCCACGCGGGACGGGACUUCCCUCCCGACUGGAGCAUCAGCAGCACCUAUCUGUACAACUCACACAUCUAAGGGCUCCCAGCACACAUCGCUGUCCGCCACAACUUCUCAUUUAGGGCCUUUCGUGUGCUAUCGUUAUAUUUAAAGAGCAUAGGUGAACCUUUGUUUUUCUUAAGGAUAAAUCCCAGAUGAUUUUUGGAAAAAGCAAGAAGGUCCGUGAACAACACUUACCACUUUUUAAAAGUUACAAUUAAAUACACUAGAUGCACAAACUGGGGCUGUCACAGGUGUUUCAAUGAUUUCUAUGCAAACUGAGAUUUCUCCGUGUUCACAAUCACAACGAUAGAAUGGAAGAAAGCUGCACUCGUUCCUAAUGACGAAGUGCUGGGCAUUUCACAAUAGGUCACGCAUUAAGGCCCCAUCGAGAGUUUUGCAUGACGUCAAACGAGUGAAAUGACGCAGACACCUUCCCUCUUACUUUCAGUAUUAUUCGACUGUUGGCGUAAAUUGCACAAAGGUUUUGAGUGCCCUCGUCGGGGACGAGGAGGUACUGUAACAGUCUGGGUUUUCCUUCUGUCAUAGCGCUUUCUUAUGCAUCACUGUGUUAAGAUUGGAUCUGUAGCUCAGAAUAUGUUUAGGACAAAAGAGUAUUUUCACUAAGUGAUGGAAGAUAUAAACAGCGAACAUUCAAUGAAAGAAUUCCUCUCCACUGCGAUUAAAAUGAAAGCAUCUCCGUUCCUUCCAUUUGAUGUCUGUGCUGUGUUUAUUUUCUUCUCCCUUACUUCAUCCACCUCAGUAUAGCCUCUCUGCCCAUUUCUCCGCCUGCACUUAAACUUAGUAUUUUAGUCUUGGUUUUGAGUUCAGUCCGUGUUGGAUCCUUUGGUUCUGUGAUGUUCAGUUCUCCUCUUUCUGCAGAAACUGUAAAUAAAGAUUACCUUCUACAA
Messenger RNA from Gasterosteus aculeatus aculeatus (three-spined stickleback), 3033 nucleotides. RefSeq names its product zinc finger and BTB domain containing 32 (gene zbtb32). Gene Ontology annotation, molecular function: DNA-binding transcription factor activity, RNA polymerase II-specific; RNA polymerase II cis-regulatory region sequence-specific DNA binding; protein binding. Lineage: Eukaryota; Metazoa; Chordata; Actinopteri; Perciformes; Gasterosteidae. Gene Ontology annotation, biological process: regulation of transcription by RNA polymerase II. The record is from RefSeq and is a predicted model, not a curated record.